AUGGAUCAUAGAAGAAAUGAGCAAGAGUUUGAUGAGUUUGAGAAGCUUCUUGGAGAAAUUCCGCAAGUGACUUCAGGAAACGACUAUAGCCCUUUCCCUAUAUGUUUCAGCUCAAGCAGAUCAUCACCAUCCAUCAAGAAAUCUUCUCCCUUCCUAGAACAAAAUCUUCAUCUUACCGGUGACGACAGCACAUUUACCUCUGAUGCAUUUUCUGCUGAAGGAAACUUAAACUUUGGAACCCCUAAUCAAACUCUGGAAGAUCACCAAGUGUUGUUCAUACCUUCUAACCACUCUCUAAGUAGCUCACCUUGUGCAUAUGAUUCAAGAAACCUCGAUCAACAAAUGUUUAGGAAGCUGCAACAUGUUGGUUACUUUCCUCAGAGGCAGCAUUACAUGCCAUCCUCCCAGUCUCACCAUCAGUCUCAUUUCAACUGGAGGAAUAUUGCAGAAGGGAGGGUGAAUCUCCAAGAAGAACAGUACAUGCCUGUGUUUGAUCAGUAUCAAAGACAGUUCACAGGCAUGUACACUUCUCCAAGACAAGAACAUUUCGACUAUCACCGAGCUCAUGAACAGUAUGGAGAAGAUGGUGAUGAAAGCCUGAGGUGUUUGAAUGGGGUGAUAAGGAAGAGAAUGUACUAUCCAGAGAAGAUUCUAAUGAGAUCACCACUCGGUUUAAACACAGCCAAAGUCAUAAACUACGGUGUUGGAGAUGAUACACAAACCGGAAGAUCACUUUGGUUCAAUGAAGAUCUUGUAAUGAGCCUCAACAACUUGACAUUGCAACCUCCAAAGUAUAACUCUCUUGCAGAGACAAAAGGGAAGAUAUAUUACAUGGCGAGAACUCAGCAUGGAUGUCGCUUCCUUCAGAGGAAGUUCGCCGAGAGAGAUGUGAAUGAUAUAGAAAUGAUCUUUAACGAGAUCAUUGACUAUAUAACUGAACUUAUGAUAGACCCUUUUGGUAACUAUCUAGUACAGAAACUUAUUGAAGUAUGCAGCCAAGAACAGAGAAUGCAGAUUGUUCAUUCCAUUACUAGAAAACCAGGAGUGCUUAUCAAAAUCUCUUGUGACAUGCAUGGGACUAGAGUUGUUCAAAAGAUUGUUGAAACAGUUAAGAGACAAGAAGAGGUUUUAAUGAUCAUGUCUGCUUUGAGACAUGGCAUUGUGACUUUGAUAAAGAGUGUAAACGGUAACCACGUUGUUCAACGAUGCUUGCAGUAUUUGUUACCUCACUGCGAGAAGUUUCUUUUUGAGAUAGUGAUUACUCACUGUGUUGAGCUUGCAACUGAUCGACAUGGAUGUUGUGUGCUUCAAAAAUGUAUUGGCUAUUCUAAAGGAGAACAAAAGGAUCACUUAGUCUCUGGGAUUACCUCUAACGCUCUACUCCUCUCUCAAGACCCUUUUGGGAACUAUGUUCUUCAAUUUGUUCUUGAGUUACAACUCCAAUGGGCUAUCAACGAGAUCCUCGAGCAGUUAGAUGGGAACUACACACACUUAUCGAUGCAGAAAUUUAGCAGCAAUGUAGUUGAGAAGUGUCUAAGACUAGCUGAUGACAAACAUAGAGCUCGCAUCAUCAGGGAACUCGUAACCUAUGGUUGUCUUGAUAAAGUGAUGUUGGAUCCUUAUGGAAACUUUGUUAUUCAGUCAGCUCUUAAACAAUCCAAGGGGACUAAUGCUUAUGGUCUUUUGGUUGAUGCUAUUAAGCUUCACAUCUCUUCUCUUCGUACCAAUCCUUACGGUAAAAAAGUCCUCUAUGCAAUUAGCUCGAAGAAGUAAAAUCAUCAGAUAUGCAGAUUUGUAGCAAAUGUUGCGGUGUUGUUGUUGCUUGUUGGUCAAGUUACCUUGUAAAUGUAAUCAUGUAGUGUGUAAUAAGAAAGCAUAGAUCGCAGGAGACAAAAGAUUCAAAGAAAUGGCUUGUUUUGUAAUCCGAUGUUACAAUCAUCUUUGUUUUGUAAUCUGAUCUUAAUUACAGCCAUCUUUGUUUUGUAGUA
Messenger RNA from Eruca vesicaria subsp. sativa (arugula), 1988 nucleotides. Lineage: Eukaryota; Viridiplantae; Streptophyta; Magnoliopsida; Brassicales; Brassicaceae. The record is from the annotation of a GenBank genome assembly.